This is a messenger RNA of Diorhabda sublineata, 1414 nucleotides long. RefSeq names its product 1-acyl-sn-glycerol-3-phosphate acyltransferase alpha-like. Gene Ontology annotation, cellular component: membrane; endoplasmic reticulum. Gene Ontology annotation, biological process: phosphatidic acid biosynthetic process. The transcript has 7 exons. The record is from RefSeq and is a predicted model, not a curated record. Gene Ontology annotation, molecular function: 1-acylglycerol-3-phosphate O-acyltransferase activity. Lineage: Eukaryota; Metazoa; Arthropoda; Insecta; Coleoptera; Chrysomelidae. Bases 338 to 1147 code for a protein of 269 amino acids.
UAUAAAUGUUCCUUUAUUUAGGCCAAUUUAUAAUAAACUUGUGAUCUAGAUUAUUCUCGUUGUAUAUUACGAACAAUAGCUCAAUAUUUUUUGUUUAUUACAAAUUAAUAACAGUGUAGAUACAAUUUUUAAUAGUUCCCGCGCAUUCGUGAGUGAUUCCAUAUAUAUAUAUAUAUACCAGCAUUUUGGGUAGUCGCUUUGACAUUGAGUUUGUUUGCACUGUUUGUAACAUCUCACUAAGCGUUAAGCGAAUGUCUUUGAAUUGCACAAUUACUUUUUUAAGAGAUCGACAAUUUAUUUUCCGAAACGAUAUAUAAGUUCUUUAAAGUAAUAAGAUAUGGGAUUUCUACUUUACACUCUAGUUUUAAUCACAUUCCUGGCAAUAUUAUGGAAAAUAAACUCUGUCGCGAGAUGUGUAUUGAAAUUUACGUUUUUUGGGAUAACCAGUAUGAUAUUUGCUUGCGCACCUAUUCCGUUAAUGCUUCUAAAACCCCGUGAUAGUAAAAACGCUUUAAUACCUGCUGCACUUCUAAGAGCCACCGAAAGAAUUUAUGGUCUCUCUUAUAAUGUGGAAGGAAUUGAAAACAUAAUUAAAGAUAGUGGUUGUGUAGUUUUAAUAAAUCAUCAAAGUGCUAUUGAUCUAUUUGUUUUGGCUUAUCUUUGGCCAUUAAUGCCAAAUUCUACUGUGAUAUCGAAAAAAGAAAUUUUUUAUAUCCAACCGUUUGGUUUGGCGUCGUGGUUAUGGGGAACUAUUUUUAUAAACAGGGUGAAUGCGAAAGACGCACAAUCAACUGUUAAUCAAACUGGAGAAAUUAUUAGGAGACGAAAGGCUCGUGUAUUGAUGUUUCCCGAAGGUACUAGGAAUUUAGGAAAUACGUUGUUACCGUUUAAGAAAGGGGCUUUUCAUUUAGCUAUCGCCUCUAAAGUUCCCAUUCAACCGGUAGCUGUGUCUAGAUAUUCAUUUUUAGGGAAAUUUAGAUUCGAUUCAGGGCACAUAACAAUAAGAAUUCUUCCAGCUGUUUCUACAGAAGGUUGUACGUCUGAUGAUAUACCAAAAUUGAUAGAUAAAACUUAUAAAAUGAUAUCAGAAAAUGUCAAUGAAAUUUCUUCAAAAAAUAAUGUGAAAAACAAUUUAAAAACUAGCUGAGUGUUCAAUAUAUUGAAAAACAAUUUUUUUAUUGUUAAAUGUUUAUUCUCAUGUUGUGUUUUAACUAAUUGUAGAAGAUUUAAUUUUGUUUAUUUAUUUUAAAAUAAAUUUUAAUUUAAUUUUGUUACGUUUUUUAUUUUUACAUUAUUUCAUCCUUGGGCACAUGUUAUUUCCAAUGAAAGAGCGUUUAAGAUGUAUGAAUUGAAUAAACCGGAAUUAUUUUAAAUAAUAACUAUAUAUAAAUAAAAAAUAAAGUUUACUUUGAUU